Messenger RNA from Oncorhynchus gorbuscha (pink salmon), 5357 nucleotides. RefSeq names its product zinc finger protein 644-like. The record is from RefSeq and is a predicted model, not a curated record. Gene Ontology annotation, cellular component: nucleus. Bases 340 to 4674 code for a protein of 1444 amino acids. Gene Ontology annotation, molecular function: DNA-binding transcription factor activity, RNA polymerase II-specific; RNA polymerase II cis-regulatory region sequence-specific DNA binding. Gene Ontology annotation, biological process: regulation of transcription by RNA polymerase II. The transcript is spliced from 10 exons. Lineage: Eukaryota; Metazoa; Chordata; Actinopteri; Salmoniformes; Salmonidae.
AUCCGCUGCGAAAAUACCUCUCAGAUUAUAGUUUAACCUGCAGAAUUUUAAGCAAAAUGGCGACAGUGUAGUGGAUGGAGGACGAAAAACGUAAUGUCAAGUGUAAUGACAAACGUUCCAAUUAUUAUUGUUUUUUGCAUUGGGAAGGUGGGUUUUCAGAAGACCGUAGGGUGGAACCAAUGGUUUGUAAUAGACUGUGUGUGGAGUCUCUGCCGGGUGAAGUGCUGUGUCCAGUCCACCGGUGUUGUACAGGACAGGAAGGCUGCAGCAGGGCCAUCUGUUGGUCUCGGUUGGUAUUGGAAGAGGUCCACAUACAUGUGAUCAGAACAUACUGGUGAGAUGGCUGAUAUAAAGCCAAAUGCACAAGAGAACAAAGAAGGAGAUGUGGUGGAACCAGUGUGUGACAGCUCCGGUGCCACUCAGGAGCCAUUACAGCGUCACACGUCUUCCCUGAAGAACAAUGCUGCAGGUCUGUCAGAGCAGCUGUCUUCUGACGGACUCCCAAACCCUUUAAAUGGAGCACAGCCCAGUUCAUUUGUACCCAGCAGUGUCCCUGCUGUUCCCCACACAGCCCAAGCAGCCCAUUCACUGCCUUCAGGAGCACUUGUUAAUGGACCUGGUUCACACCCCGCCUCAGAGGAGAGCUGUGGCCUGAACAAAAACAGCACAAUGUCCAACAAUGUCCUGGUGGAGGCCCAGGACGCCCAACUACGACAAUCUGGGAGGGACACAAGCCCUCAGGUGUUACCACCACCCAGUGAGCUUCAAUCAGACGCCCUGAAGAACCCAGCAGGGCUCGUUCUGAAAACACUAGCCACCACGCAGCCAGGGGCCAACAACACGUCACCAUCAGACUCUGAGGCUAGUGAGGCUGAACUGCCCUACCAGGCCCUCGACACCACCUUGUCAGGCCACAGUCCACAAUCACACCAAACGCCAAUUAACCAAAUAUGGACGGCCCAGGGAGUCGAGGCUAGAGCUAGAUCUAUAUGGGACUUAAACACCACAGAGUCCUCUGAGAGCUCGUCGGACGGUUUUGACGGGACUGAUGCACUACACUGGGAUUCACAGAAAGAGCUCAUACGGGCGUUGUGGAAGAAUCGCACAGUUGACAGCAGCUUAGAGACAAACACUGCAGGAGUGGGAGUGAUGUCUCAGCUUACCAACCAAAGACAGAGGAAGCGUAAAAUACACCUGGUGGGUACGGCAGGCUCUCCUGAAAAAGUUUACAACUGCAGCACAAAUCACACCUACAAAAAGUGGUAUAUUGAAGAGGAGGAGGAGGAUGAGGAUUUUGACAUCUCCAACAUAAAUGAAGAUGAUUCCUCCUGUAAAAAGGCUGAUGAACAAUCUUCUGUGAAUUCAUGUCAAGAACAUCCCAGUGACAGCCCUGUAAUCAUUAAGAAGCUGAUUGUAAGAGCAGAUUGCCCGAAGGACAAUCACUCAAUCUCCCUCUUUAGUAGAAAGCCCAAACCGCCUAAGACAGAGCAAUCCGAACAAGAACCCUCAUUCUUCCCAUGCACAAUGUGCAAUGUUAAUUUCAAGGAGAAAAGGCAUUUGCAUAGACACGUGAUGUAUCAUUUAGAUGGGCAAAAUCAUCAGGUACGCCACCACGCGAAAGUUCCCCGGCCUUUUAUAUGCAGGGAGUGUGGGCGUUCGUUCCGCGAUCGCAGCUCCCUCCUCAAGCACAUGAUUAUCCACCAGGCGAGACGGGAGAAACUCAUGGAGGAGAUACAGGGACUCAACAAACUCCGAGACGAAGGCAGGAACGCCAAGCUCCAGUGCCCGCAGUGUGUGUUCGGGACCAACUGCCCCAAGACGUUUGUCCGGCACGCCAAGACACACAACAAGGAUAAACGUUAUUACCUCUGCGCGGAGUGCAACCACGUGGCAUUGACGGAACGGGAGCUUGAAGGACACCUGUACGCGAUGCACUGUGACACACUGAAGUCCAAGUACAAGAACAUGAUCAAAGAUGAGGAGUCAGAGUUUCUUAGAGAUAACUAUGAUGAAUCCAGUCAUGUUCUGUUUCACUGUAAAGUGUGCCAUUUCAGCACCCAGAAUGAAGAUUGCCUUAAAAGGCAUUGUGAGCUGAUACACCAACAGUCUGAUUCUGAUGAUGAAUGUGAAAAUCCGCCAUUUAAAAAAGCACUUAACAAUCCAGAUCAAUAUAGCCUAGCUGACCCGUCCAAAAAAGCAGCAGAUUUAAAACUACUGCAGCUAAAGCCAAAGUUCAGUAUUAAAAAGCCUGCUUUCUGGAAAAGAGCAGAUUUUCGCUUUUGGUCCGGUAGUGUAGCUGACUUUUACAUGAGAGACACAGCAGACACACAGAAGUCUUACAAAGGUCUUACCUCCUCUCAGUUCAAGUGCAGCAUUGUCAGCUCAGCAAACAAGCUGUCACCAUCCCUGUGGAGGAGUGACAAGCCAAGCAAAUUAUCUCCUAAACCGACAGAGAAAAUAGACGUGACAACAGGUCUCCCUUAUGUUGAGGAAGACAAUCAACUAUACGACCAUGUGGUUUCAGGAAUCUCGGAAAGGACAAAAUAUCCCUCAAAUGUUGAUGUGUUUCUUACAUCCAAGAUGAUUAAACCAGGCCAGAUGCUGUAUCAUAGCUACAACUCUGGCAAGAGUCAGGGAGGUAGCAACAACUUGACCGGCAGGAAGUCAGAGGCACAAGCUGUUACCCAAAAGACCCCAUCCAAAAGAAAAAUGUCCACUCCCUUCCACAACAGUGUGGACAAGGUGGUUGAUAAUGUUUUGCCAAAACUGAACCCAAAAUUAAAAGAGACUACCACUCCUGAAGACACAGAGGGAGACGAUGAUUAUGAGGACACGUAUGACUUUAGUGCUUACACCAGCGAGGCUACAGCCAACUUCCUGGAUAGUAGUGAGAACGAGAGGAACCCCUACGCCCGUAGCUACUUCAUACGCAGACAGAGGGGUUCUUCGAUCAAAGAGAAUCCUGCACCUGGUGCUGACAUCGGCCGUUUGGGAAAGAACGCCGUUCAGGUUGACCACCAUUUUAAUAAGACUGAAGACAAGGACGGGGAGUAUGACAGCGAUGACAUACAGAAGCUUAUCAUCAAAGAAGAGUGUAUAGAAAGCUCAGUGUGUGACGAUUCUCCAGAGUCACCCACCACCACCGGCACACACAACCAGAGUCUCUCCUAUGACUAUGACUUCUCCCCUUCUUUUGGAACAGAAAGGAAGUCCUGCCCCUACUGUCCUGCUGUGUUUGAGUCUGGGGUGGGCUUAUCCAAUCACGUGCGAGGGCACCUGUACAGGUUGGGGCUGAGUUAUGACGCUCGCCAUGUGGUGUCACCUGAGCGGGUAGCCUCACAGGACCGACAGCCACGCGUACGCAGGAAGGUCCCCUCUGUGGUGCGGAGGAUCAAAAAAGCUGAGAAGCCGGAGUCUCAGGCGGAGCACACCUGUCCCCUGUGCUGGGGCUGGUUCGACACCAAGACAGGCCUCUCCAACCACGUGAGGGGCCACCUGAAGCGAAUAGGGAAGACCAGCACCAGCACCAGUAAGAGUCCAUUGUGUAUUCUCAAUGAGCUGCUAAAGGACGAGCAGGAACACCAGAACAUCCUCCAGAUUCUCAACAGGAAGCAGUUAAUCUCCCGACCAAUCAUCUCCCAGAAGUUCAUUGGCAGCGACGGGCUCUUCCUAACACCGAUGGGGAUCCCAGUGAAGAUCCAACAUGGCUGCCAGCUGGGCCAGAAUGGCACUCCCACUCCAUGGGAUCCCAGUGCAAAUACACCCAGGCAGGAGGGAGUUGAGAGAGAGGAUUUCUUUCCUAAGAGGAAGAGUAUAGAGAUAGGAGGUGUCAUUGAAUCUUCCCGGAGCACUUUAGGCAAGCUUUUGCGGAAGAGGAAGUUGGACAAGGAUGAUGAGGAUAAGAACCACUUUACUGUGACCAAAGAGAGGGUUGAGGGGAGACAGAACCAACAGGCCAGCAACCUGGAAACACACUGGGCCCAUGAGAGAAAUGCAUCUAAUAAGAAGAUUUGCGUUCACUGUAACACAACAUUUCCCAGUGCUGUUAGCCUGUCCAAUCAUCUUCGCGCUUACGCACGCAGGAAGAGGGUUGCCAUGUUAGAAGGAACAACCUAUUCCUGUAUACUGAAGAAGCCUAGGUUGAGGGCUGGACCAAAGAACACCUUGUUCUCAGCUCUCCCAUGUGCUGUUGAGGAGAUGUAUAGACUCACCUGCAGAUUCUGUGACCUCGUCUUCCAGGGUCCUCUGUCCAUCCAGGAGGAUUGGCUCAGGCACUUACAGAGGCACCUCAUGCACACCAGUGUCCCUCGCACAGGAGCUGGCAUGGUGGAGGUCCUGCGACUACACAAAGAGACGCCCUCCUUGCUCCCCCAGGAGCACCCCUCUCGGGAGCACCUAACAUCCAAUGAGCCCCCCACGGCUCAUGAGCCCCAGACGCACCAUGAGCACUCCUGCUUGGAACACCCCUCUCCAUAUGAUCACCCCUUGCCCCAGCAGGAGCCCCCCUUGCCCCAUGGGCCCACCUUGCCCAACAUGCACCCCGAAACCCACGAGCACCCUGAGCUCCAUGAUGAGCAUCCCUUGCACCAUGCACACCCCUCGUCCAAUGAGCACCCAAGCCUGGAGCAGCACACGCCCACGUCCUUUCCAGAGCUUCUUCCAGUGGCGUCCUGAACUAGAGGGUUGUUUACACAUUUUCACUUUAUAUCUUUAUCCUCUACAUGUAAAUAUGGAUAGACACACAGAAAUAUAGAUAGAUAAAACAAUUCUAAAGCUAUAUGUUUUUCUUAAUAUGCACAAUACCAGCCCUUCCCUCUAUUUUAUAAGACCUGUCUCUAUACUGUAUAUGAUGGAUCUUGUUACUUAUAUGUACAGAAACAAAGACUUGUGCUUGAGAUGCAAAAAUGCCAACAAUCGCUGAAGCUAGAACAGUAGUCAGUUCAGAACCUUGUAUCUCAACUUUUCUAAACGAACGUUUGCACUCUGUAACCGCUUCUACUCUACUAUGUUUAAGUUUAACCUCCAGGUAAUCUUGCCAUCUUGCAACAGGUACACAUGUUAAAUGUGUCUUCUUGCUUCCUUCUUUGCACUGUUUAGCAGUCAGUCAGAACGUUGAACCCAUUACCAAAUGAGACAACUGACACCUCAGCAUUGUGCAAAUGAUAAAUGCUUUGUCCGUUACCUUUAACUGUGGCCUAUAGAAGCCAUAAUCAGAAUACAGGGUCAAUCAUAAACAGUACCAGUCAAAAGUUUGGAGACACCUACUCAUUCCAGCGUUAUUCUUUUCUUUUUACUAUUUUCAACAUAUGUUCAACAACAUGUAGAAUAAUAGUAAAGACAUCAAAACUAUGAAAUAA